UCUCGAAAUGAGGAAACGGGAAUCUUUUCAAGGAGCUUGUCCGCCUGCCAGUUGCUCCGUUUCCUCAGAAAUAAACUGCGGCUGUAGAUGCAAUCAAUAACCAUGGUCGCUCUGGGUCGGCUUCUUUGGAAUUGAGACUCGCAGUCGAUGGUUUAGAAAACCGGACGCCUGUUCUAACGCUAGCCGCUGUACACAGAUUAAUUGAGGCACAUUUCUAUGAUCACCAGCAUCCGCAGUACUUCAGCUUUUGUUUUAAUAUAUUCAUUCCCGGUCGCUCCUAAUGAACUGCCUGGGGCUCUCCAAAGAUGAUCAGGUUCAUGUUGGGAGCGGUCCGAGCUGAAGUUAUCUCCAACCGGGGGUGGGGGGAAAAAAAACAGCUUGUAAUCCUCAGCGGUUGAAACUCUCAGUCCGUUCGAAUUCCGGCUUCGUGCACACCAGAAAGAGAGAGAGAAACGAUUGCAGACUUGUUUGUUUGACCUAUUCCAUUGGUCUAUUCUCCCCACUCUGCCUCCACGCCUCCCCUCCAACUUCCUCAAUCUUGCCCGAAAAGGAUUCGGGGCUUCAGACCAUGAGCGAGUUGCUGAAGUCGCCCCCGAACGAAGUGCUGCUGGUCACCUCCACCCUGUAUAACAUCCCUCACAAGGUCGAUCCGGCCGAGCGCGCUCGCUCCCCGGACGAGUCGCCCAGCCCCACCCCGUCGGCCAAGUCGAGGAGUAAGAAGGAUCUGUCCGAGGACGAGCAGUUCCUGCUGAGGAAGAAGAUCAACAGCCGGGAGCGCAAGAGGAUGCACGACCUGAACGUCGCCAUGGACGCGCUCCGGGAGGUCAUGCCGUACGCCCACGGCCCCUCGGUGCGGAAACUCUCCAAAAUCGCCACGCUGCUGCUGGCCAGGAACUACAUCCUGAUGCUGACCAGCUCCCUGGAGGAGAUGAAGCGGCUGCUGGGCGAGAUGUACGGCCGGAGCGGCUCGGCGACGCGCCUGGGCCAGCUGCCCGUGCUGACCGCCGCCGGGGGCUCGCUGCUGCUCGGGGCCGCCCCUUCGCUCUUGACCCUCGGCAGCCCCCGCCACUCAUCCCCCGGCAUCAAGUGCCCUCUGACUCCGGACGAUCAGCCUUGCUUCCAGCAGUGGGCCGGCUCUCCCUGUGCCUGCGCGGCCUGCAGAUUUCACUGCCUUCCCUCCAGCCUCAGUGCACCCAGUCACCAGGCCAGGUUUCCCAAGUGAUGCUGGAAGUCACCGGAGGAACUCCACACUAGGACAUUACUCAAACUGUUUACUGUGUGUAAAAAAAAAAUAGCGUGCGAAUUGUUUUGAAAAGAGAUAGAUGUGUACGGAUAUGGGCUAGAAUAUUUUCUCUACACCAUAAACACUUGCCGAAUUUCACUGUUGACACUAAUGCUUAGGGUUAGUAAGUGGAUUAGGAUCUCAUUGAUGUUAUGGCCAAAGCUACUGACUGCUUUAGGAUUAUCCGGAUAGUUUUCAAGUCUGACUGUCUCCCAGCGCGAACUCAUCACAGAGCCUUCCCAAUGUAGGUAUUAGAUUACAUUAAUCUGUGGAUGUCAGGCUGGAGAGACUCAAACAGCCAAGUCAACUAUUUCUUUCGUUUGUAUAAUAAUAAAAAGAAAAUUGUUUCAUUCUAAUUGCCGAAUAACCACCUCUUUAUAAAACUUCGAGCUCUUCUUAACAAUUGAACGGCUAUUUAUUAUCAAAGCAUUAGCAACACCGCUCCUUAUUUUAUACUUGAUCUCAUCAAUACAUCUUUUUUUAAAACAAAAUGCUCUUGACAACUGAACCGUUACUGACGAAUGACUUGUUUUGUUACCGAUUGUGAUAAUUAAAUUACCUGUAUUAAAUGUACUGUACAGUUAUAUGUAUAUAUAUAAUAAAUGUUUUGAUAUGCACAACGGAGUUAUUCUCUACGUUUAUUUCACGUCUGUACCUGACAUCCCCAU
Molecule: messenger RNA, 1950 nt
Organism: Chiloscyllium plagiosum (whitespotted bambooshark)
Lineage: Eukaryota; Metazoa; Chordata; Chondrichthyes; Orectolobiformes; Hemiscylliidae
Product: oligodendrocyte transcription factor 3-like
Biological process (GO): axon development; sensory organ development; positive regulation of transcription by RNA polymerase II
Cellular component (GO): nucleus
Molecular function (GO): protein dimerization activity; E-box binding; DNA-binding transcription factor activity, RNA polymerase II-specific
Source: RefSeq, a predicted model, not a curated record